This is a messenger RNA of Suillus discolor, 1710 nucleotides long. RefSeq lists its product as uncharacterized. The record is from RefSeq and is a predicted model, not a curated record. The transcript has a single exon. NCBI's taxonomy places the organism in Eukaryota, Fungi, Basidiomycota, Agaricomycetes, Boletales, Suillaceae. The coding region runs from base 158 to 1600 and encodes 480 amino acids.
GUCAAACUGAGUGUAUUUGAGGGGCGGGUCAGCCACCUUGCAAGUGAUCAUAGUACUGCAGAGGUUGUCCCACCUUCAUCCUCACCGCUCCACCACUACCUGUUUAUUGUAUUACCGCCUACUCGCCGUGCUAUCAGCCCACCUGGCAUUAUAAGCAAUGCCUCCGACUACCGCCACGACGUUCGCUACAGGUACGGGGAAACGCAAAAUUCACUACCGCAUAUUCGGACAUGCGCAUCGAGCUCCCUAUGAGGAGGCAAUCAAUACGACACUUGCCAGGUACAAUUCAUUCUUUACAUAUCCAACAUCCAUGCUUCCAGCGGAACCGGCGUCUACACCACACCCGGAAAGUACGGCGAGUGGUGCCUUCUUGCCCGGGCAACUCAUCACGGCAGAGCAGGCGCCAACGGAAAUUCUUGCACAGCAAUUGCCUCCUACAAUUCCAAACGAGAGGUCGGGAGGCAAUGCACUAGUGGCGGUUGUCGUUGCCAUUGUGAUCAUGGGGAGCCUGGUAGGCGUUAUCGUCGCAGGAGAGAUCAUGAGGCGGCGGAGACGUCGCCAGGGAACUAGAGAGGGGAGUGACAAGGACGGGACAGACUUAGUGCCGGACAAAGGGAAAGAGGUCUUCGAUGAGAAGAGUCCAGAUUCAUCUGCAUCGUCGCUUCAGAAUUCGCCCACGUCCAUAGAGAGGUUGGCGUUUCAUCUAAAACACGCGACUCGUCCCGUGAAGAGAACGACACCCUCCUGGUUCUCGCGGAUCUUCCGGAAGGCUCAGGCCAUCUUGCAUCACAGGAACGCGGAAUCCCCAACGGAGACAUCCCAUGCAUCACGGACUCCUGCAGAUCGAUCGGCGGAGUUGCCGCAGCGGACGACGUGGUCAGAUUUUUCAUAUACGCCAGAACCGGACUCCUUAAGUUACCCGAGGCCGCUUUUGCAUUGCAUACUCGAGGAGUGUGAAGAUGACUGUCAAAGCCAGAGCGGCAGUGAGAUUGCCCUUACGUUGGGCCUUGCCAUACAACGUUCUCUAGAUUCCAUUGCCAUCACAUCGUCUGUCCACGGGGCAUCCCAAGUCAAAUCAUUUGCCACCAUUCGAAAAUCAGUCGAAGCUGGCUCUAUCGUCGAGGAGGGAUAUGGUGAAGAUCGGGGAGAUGCUCAUGAUGUAGGCUUUCUGGAAUCUGUAUCCACAGGAAUGAGCGUGAGCCCUUCUGGCUUGGAUCUGGUACCCACGGCAUCUUUGCAGACUGUCGACACUGGAGCAAGCGCAGACCGCGAAAGUUUGAGAGAGGAGAUGUUCGAGCUGCGAAGAGUUCAAACGAGGAGCAUGCAGAUGGACAAGCCUAUUCUAUUGUCCCUGGGCUUCAAAGUAGCAGGCGACGAGGACGAUGAACCAUCCGAUACAGAAACUGAACAUGCACCCGAUACCAUGACGACACCCUUGAUCACAAACCUACUUUUUCCCCCAGGAUGCGAAGGCCUACGACCCGAUCUUCGGGACCUUCUCGGCUCCCAGAUAACUCUAGCGACCCUGGCAAGCAGCUAUAGUGCAGUGGACCUCGAUGACUUCCCUCUUCCUCCUGCUAUUGUACUGCCACGUCCGUAAAUUAGAAACAAAUUAGCCAAUUCUAUCAUAAUGAACGGAAGCACGCUGCGGAUUGAAGGUAUCAAUUCAGGGAAAUUGGAUUCAGGCCGACAGACGCUUGGCAAGCCUGC